Aquila chrysaetos chrysaetos is the source of this 3707-nucleotide messenger RNA. RefSeq names its product BUD13 homolog (gene BUD13). NCBI's taxonomy places the organism in Eukaryota, Metazoa, Chordata, Aves, Accipitriformes, Accipitridae. Gene Ontology annotation, cellular component: U2-type spliceosomal complex; RES complex. The coding region runs from base 94 to 2286 and encodes 730 amino acids. Gene Ontology annotation, biological process: mRNA splicing, via spliceosome. The record is from RefSeq and is a predicted model, not a curated record. Gene Ontology annotation, molecular function: RNA binding. The transcript is spliced from 11 exons.
GGCUCCGCCCCCCGCCCGCCCGGGCUCCGCCCCCCUCGCCCGCCGCCGCCGCGUGUCCCUCCGCGCGCGCCGUCCCUUCCGGCUGGCGGUAAGAUGGCGGCGCCGGGGCUUUCCAAGGCCGAGUACCUGCGGCGCUACUUGAGCGGGCCGGCCGCCGCAGAAGCCGCCCAGCCCCGCCGCCGCCGCAAGAAGAAGCCGCCGGGCGGCGCCGGCAGAGGCGGGAUGCGGAUCGUGGACGACGAUGUCAGCUGGAAUAGCAUCGCUGCUGUCCAGGAGAAGGAGGAGGAGGAGGAGGACGAAGGGGACAUGCCCGUGGUGGCAGAAUUUAUUGAUGAGCGUCCAGAUGAAGUGAAGCUCAUGGAGGAAUUCCGAACAAAUACGAAAUGGAAACUUUUAGGCGACCAGAAUGAAGACUCACAAAGUUCAGAUAUUUCAGUACCUGCCAAAUCUACCGCGAGGCGACAGCGCCACGACUCCCCAGACAGCUUGCCACCAAGGAGACUGCGGCAUGACUCCCCGGACAAAUCGCCUCCAGGGCAACAGCGCCAUGACUCCCCGGAUCUGUCCCCUCCCAGGCGAGAGAGAAACAAUUCCGCCAACCUCUUGCCUCCCAGGCGACAGCGCCACGACUCCCCAGACCUCUCGCCACCAAGAAGGAAGCGCCAUGACUCCCCAGACCUCUCGCCACCAAGAAGGAAGCGCCACGACUCCCCGGACCAAUUUCCCCCAAGACGGAAGCGUCACGACUCCCCGGACCUGUCACCUCCCAGGCGACAGCGUCACGACUCCCCGGACCUGUCACCUCCCAGGCGACAGCGUCACGACUCCCCGGACCUGUCACCUCCCAGGCGACAGCGUCACGACUCCCCGGACCUGUCACCUCCCAGGCGACAGCGUCACGACUCCCCGGACCUGUCACCUCCCAGGCGACAGCGUCACGACUCCCCGGACCUGUCACCUCCCAGGCGACAGCGUCACGACUCCCCGGACCUGUCACCUCCCAGGCGACAGCGUCACGACUCCCCGGACCUGUCACCUCCCAGGCGACAGCGUCACGACUCCCCGGACCUGUCACCUCCCAGGCGACAGCGUCACGACUCCCCGGACCUUUCUCCAAAGAGAGUCAGUUCAGCAAUGGGGAAAAAGGGCUGCAAAACCACAGACAAGUCGCAGUUAGUGGGAGUCCAAGGAGGGCAAUCUCAGCUCAGGCACGGUGUCUCUGACAAGUCCUCGUCACGUCAGAAGCGUCAGGCUACUCCAGAUCUAUCCCCUCCACGGAAGAAGAGGUACGAUUCUGACCCAGAUUUGUCACCGCCUCGGAGAAAGAGGACUGGGUCACCUAGUCUGAAAAAGCAGAGCCGAACAAAACGUGCUUCUCCAGCCACCAAAAAGCUUAGGCAGGUGCCCUCACCUCAGAGGUGCCCAAGGCAUGACUCUGAGUCUCCAUCUCCGCGGAGGGCUACCCGGAACGCCUCCGAUGCAGACCACAGGCUAGGCCGUGUACGCAGUGAUUCCCCUAAGCGUGUUCCUCUCAAACAGAAUCAGAGCAAAUCUUCAGACUCUGAUUUAUCUCCUCCACGACGGACUGUGCCAGCUGGUGAGGAUCAGCGCAGUUUGAGGAGUCCCCCUGACCUCUCACCUCAUCACCACCGUGAUGCUAAGGGAUCUCCCAAGAAGGCAAACGUGAUGUUAUCUGGGGUCAAAGCUGGCUUGGUGUCAGCUGAUGUGCUGCGGAGGGAACAGCAGGAGCUCAGGAGGCAUGAGAGAAAUAACAAGCACUUGGAAGAGGAAUCCCGACACUCUGAGACCGUCUUCCGAGACAAGUCAGGCCGCAAGAGGGACCUUGUGCAGGAGCGGCUGGAGCAGAGGCAGAAAGCUGAAGCAAAGUCCGAGAGAGACGAGCAAUACGCCAAAUGGGGAAAAGGGCUAGCGCAGGGGAGGCAACAGCAGCAGAAUGUGGAAGAUGCUAUAAAAGAGAUGCAGAAGCCAUUGGCUCGUUAUAUUGAUGACCAGGAUCUGGAUCGAAUGCUGCGGGAACAAGAGAGAGAAGGAGACCCCAUGGCUGACUUCAUCAAAAAAAGGAAGGCCAAAGAGAACAAAGAAAAGAAAGAAAAACCUAGGUACAAUGGACCAGCACCUCCACUCAACAGAUUUAAUAUAUGGCCCGGGCAUCGCUGGGAUGGUGUGGACAGGUCCAAUGGAUUUGAGCAGCAGCGCUUUGCCAGGAUUGCCAACAAGAAGGCAGUUCAGGAGCUCGCGUACAAGUGGAGCGUUGAGGACAUGUAGGCAAGAUGAAGAACUGUGCAAAGCAGUACUCCAGAGGUUCAGCUACUGGCAGAGCUGUGCGGAAUGGCUCACUCUGCCUGGGCCAAGCCCUAUCCUCGGCGUUCAGCAUCCCAGCGGACCAUCCUCUGAGAGGCAAGGCUGAAUUUAGAGGAGAGCUGCCAAAAGAGGAUUUUUCCAGCAGCCAGAGAGAACGAGCGCAGAGAACUGCAGCGGUGUUAUUUGGAGCAGGGCAGUGGCUGAGUGUGGCGGACAGGUGUGGUGGCUGCUGCCUGCCAGACUACCUCAGCUCUCUGGCGCUCUCCCAUAAGGUGCUGCAGACAUUGGUUUCUGGUCCCUUUAUUUGUCUUCUAACAAACCGUAGAAAUGAUAUGCUUAAUUGUUUUUAUGCCAAAUGCUUUGUCCUCUGAGGGCGGUUCAUAAGUCUUCAGCUGUCCUAAAUCUCAGGUUUUUCUUCAUCGUGAAAGUAUACUGAACGCUUGGUCCCUGGAGUUAACCUCAUCCAGUAGGUCAGUCUGUUCCAGAGUUCCAUUGCAGUUUCAGUUGUGCUUGAGUUGUGCCAGGGAGCAACUAUACCCUAAAACUACUUAGUACUGUGAGCUGGUUUGCCUCUGGGCUGAUGUCAGAUCUGCCCCACGUCCUUCCCAGUGCACCCAAAAGGCUUCUGUUAAGUUAGUGUAGUUAUCAGGCCCUCUAGAGUUCACGGAGUCACCGACUUGCAGUGAAGUUAGUAAAGCUCAGCUUCUCCUAGCCCUGUCUGAGCAGGAAGCUGCUUGCUCUGUAGCCCUCUGGCUCUCUCCUACGAGAGGUUCAGAGACGAACCCGCAAUGCUGCAUUCAGCAGCAAAAUCUUCAGGAGCCCCUGCAACUCUUUGGGGGUCAGUUUCUUAUGGAAAUAAACAUACGGAGGGUGUUUAAAUUGCCUCCUCUGACCGUUAUUUCAGACCCCCCCAGACUUCACACCGGACAGUGGUGCUGAUAGCUUGGCGCUUCCCUCGUGCUGCUACCUGGGGGCUAGCUUUAGCGUGAAGUGUAACCCCUCUCUUGUGGUCAGAUUUGUCAGGCUGGAGGCAGAGGCCAGGCAGAGAGCUUCCUUAAUCCCUGCUUGUGAGAAAGCACUUCUGGAAAUAAAUACAGUUGUUCCUCUCUAUGUCCCAGGGAGUGUGUCUUAAAUGCAGCCAGCAGUUUCCAUGGAGAUGCCUUGUCUUCAGUACUGGUCAGAGCAGUUCUGGUGUCUGGCCCCCUGUGCGGUGAUUCUUGAGUGCUAGGAGGGCUGUGGGUGCGAAGCGCAGGGACAAAGUCUUCUCUGGAGUGGGAGAGUCUCGGGACUUCCCUCCCUGUUUUUUUUAUUCACUGUGUUACGUUUCUAGCGGUCCUGUAAUCUGUGUGUACACUUGUAAAUAACAGCUUUCUUUUUUUACUUGA